CCAAUUUACGUCACGCGUUGUGUUCAUACGCAUUAAUCUACGCUGUACGGACCAUACAAUUUUGUGUAUUCCUGAAUUCUUUUUUAUUAUCUGUUUAUUUUUAUAUAUUUUUUCUUUUCUUUUUAUUUUUAUUUUAGACGUUAUACAUGCGUGUGUUGUAUAUAAAUUCACUUGUAUGAAGAGGUUGGAAUAGUGUUUGAUAUCUAUAAACACUGCUUGUAAUAGUCAAAUAAUGGACAGACCAUUAAACAUGCUGUAACAAUCAAUUUAUCUCCAAGUGGUGAUAUGACCUUGACACCGUAUCAGGUCUCACCUUGUUAUAUAAAAUCUACUGGAUCGUCUCGAUGGCAUCUUCUUAAAUUAGGUACAGCUGUUCCUAUUAAGCCAGGAGAUAUUUGUUCCUUGUUAUCAGAUAAAUGUUGGUUUAAAAUUAUAACAAUGUCUGAAACGGUGGAAAAACAUAAUCAUCUACUAAAAAGAAAGUGUACAGACGACAUACCAUUCGAACCAAUGGAUAAAAAGAUAUGUUUCGACACAUCUCCAAAGUCUAUAGCUUCGCAUGGCGAUGGUUGUAACGAAUCUCAAGAUAAUAAAGAUUCUAAACCUAUAGCAGUAGAGAUGCCUAUCUUAAGCAAAGAGAGCAGUAUCAUUGUGUCUACAUUUUCCAAGGAUAUGGAUGCUAGUUCGCCAGAGAAUAAUCAAACUAUUCUCGAUUCAAUAUCGAUGGCAGAGAAUCCAGAUUUACCUAAAGAAUCUACACUUGUUAAAGAAAAUUCAAAUAUUCAGGAAGAGGAGUCAAAGAAAGUUGAAGCAAAUGUUAAACAGGAUCAUGUUAUGCAUUCUAGUGAUUGCGGUGACUCACAUACUUUAAUACAACAGGAUGUGCAUUCUUCACCAACAUUCGAACAAAACAAAGCAAGUGUAUCAGGUGCUGAGCAAGUAGAAACAAAAAGAAAUAAAUGUAUUUAUAAGGAUAAAUGUUAUAGAAAGAAUCCACAUCACAAAGUUCAGUUCAGUCAUCCAGGUGAUCCCGAUUUCGAAGAAGUCGAUGAACGGCCCGAGUGUCCUUAUGGUAUACAUUGCUAUCGCAAAAAUCUACGACACAAAGCUCAAUUUAAGCAUUCCACUAUGCGAAAACGUCGAGCGCCAACCCCUGUACGAUCACCAAGAUGUGACAAUGAAUCUGUGAUAGAAGUAUCUUCAGGAGAUGAAUCUGUUGAUGAAUCUGAAUAUGAACCAUCUGAGUACACUUCAGAAACCAACAGUGAUGUAGAAGAUGUAGAAAGUAUAGAAAGUGAUUGGAAUGAAAGUGAUAUUGAAGAUUCUAAAUCUUGAACUGAUUAAGAUAAUAAAGGAAAUGGUGAAACGUUGACUACA
This is a messenger RNA of Vespula vulgaris, 1377 nucleotides long. RefSeq names its product aprataxin and PNK-like factor. NCBI's taxonomy places the organism in Eukaryota, Metazoa, Arthropoda, Insecta, Hymenoptera, Vespidae. The transcript is spliced from 6 exons. Bases 286 to 1335 code for a protein of 349 amino acids. Gene Ontology annotation, cellular component: nucleus; site of double-strand break. The record is from RefSeq and is a predicted model, not a curated record. Gene Ontology annotation, molecular function: DNA-(apurinic or apyrimidinic site) endonuclease activity; 3'-5' exonuclease activity. Gene Ontology annotation, biological process: double-strand break repair.